Molecule: messenger RNA, 1461 nt
Organism: Punctularia strigosozonata HHB-11173 SS5
Lineage: Eukaryota; Fungi; Basidiomycota; Agaricomycetes; Corticiales; Punctulariaceae
Product: Adenylosuccinate lyase
Exons: 9
Coding region: 1-1461 (486 amino acids)
Biological process (GO): 'de novo' AMP biosynthetic process
Cellular component (GO): cytosol
Molecular function (GO): N6-(1,2-dicarboxyethyl)AMP AMP-lyase (fumarate-forming) activity; (S)-2-(5-amino-1-(5-phospho-D-ribosyl)imidazole-4-carboxamido) succinate lyase (fumarate-forming) activity
Source: RefSeq, a predicted model, not a curated record
AUGGAAGCUUUCGAGACGUACCAGACGCCGCUCUCAAGCCGCUAUGCGAGCAAGGAGAUGGCCCAUCUCUUCUCAUCCGCUAAGCGCUUCUCGACAUGGAGGCAACUAUGGCUCAACUUGGCCAUGGCAGAGAAAGAGCUGGGCCUGCCAAUCUCAGACGAGGCCGUUGAACAGAUGAAGGCCAAUCUGGAUCUUACCCCAGAGCAGUUUCAAAUCGCAGCUGUGGAGGAGAAGAAGAGGCGUCACGACGUUAUGGCGCACGUUCAUACUUUCGGUCAGGUCGCGCCGGCUGCUGCAGGAAUCAUACACCUUGGUGCUACGUCCUGCUAUGUGACCGACAAUGCGGAUCUUAUCUUCCUUCGGGAUGCGUUGACCCUGGUGCUGCAUAAGCUCGCGGUGGUAAUCUCCCGCUUUUCCGCCUUUGCCGCUCAAUAUGGCGACCUUCCGACGCUGGGAUUCACCCACUUUCAGCCCGCGCAGCUCACGACUGUCGGCAAGCGUGCGACACUUUGGAUCCAGGAACUACUGUGGGACUUGCGCAACAUCAAGCGCGCCAGGGACGACCUUGGUUUCCGCGGCGUCAAGGGGACGACAGGAACUCAGGCCAGUUUCCUAGCGCUCUUCGACGGUGAUCACGAAAAAGUCGAGAAACUCGACGCGCUCGUCACGAAGCUCUCAGGCUUCAGCUAUGCCUACCCUGUCACGUCGCAGACAUACUCUCGCAAGAUCGACAUUGAUGUUCUAGCACCUCUGGCUAGCUUCGGUGCGACGGCCCACAAGAUCGCGACGGACAUACGCUUGCUCGCCCACCUCAAGGAAAUCGAGGAGCCUUUCGAGUCUACGCAGAUCGGUUCUUCUGCGAUGGCCUACAAACGCAAUCCGAUGCGCUCCGAGCGGAUCUGUAGCCUCUCCCGGCAUCUCAUGGUUCUACACCAAAACGCCCUCAUGACCGCCAGCACGCAAUGGUUCGAGCGCACGCUGGACGACAGCGCCAACCGCCGGGUGACCCUACCCGAAGCCUUCCUCACGACGGACAUAGUCCUCACCACGCUCCAGAACGUGACGGAAGGGCUCGUCGUCUAUCCGAAGGUGAUCGCGAGCCGGAUCGCGCAGGAACUGCCCUUCAUGGCGACGGAGAACAUCAUCAUGGCGCUCGUCAAGGCGGGCGGUGACCGGCAGGAGGCGCACGAGAAGAUCCGCGUGCUGUCGCACGAGGCCGCCCACCAAGUGAAGCACCUCGGACUCCCGAACGACCUCAUCGAGCGCGUCCGGCGCGACCCGUACUUUGACCCGAUCAAGGCCGACCUCGAGCGUUUGCUCGAGCCGCGCAGCUUCGUCGGCAGGGCGCCGGAGCAGGUGCGCGCCUUCAUCAGGGAAUGGGUCGAGCCCGCGCUCGCGGACGCGGAGCUCAAGGCGGCGCUCGAGAAGGCGAGCGGCGGGAAGGCGGAGUUAAACGUGUAA